This is a messenger RNA of Coffea eugenioides, 918 nucleotides long. RefSeq names its product probable pathogenesis-related protein ARB_02861. Bases 1 to 918 code for a protein of 305 amino acids. Lineage: Eukaryota; Viridiplantae; Streptophyta; Magnoliopsida; Gentianales; Rubiaceae. The record is from RefSeq and is a predicted model, not a curated record. The transcript is spliced from 2 exons. Gene Ontology annotation, molecular function: protein binding.
AUGGCUGACCUCCAGCCUCCCGAUAUCAUCCCCCCUGUAACUAUUUCUUCAGCUGACCCAGCACCACCCAUCUCCGCCCCUCCCGCCCCCUCCUCUUCUGCUCCUUCUCCUCCUCCUCCUCCACCACCUCCCCCGCCCCCUCCCAUCUCCCUGAUAUCCCUGCCACUAUCGCCCCCCCUCCAACUAGACCCUUCUCUCGCUGCCAAAACCUCCAAGACCCGACCUUUAACCAACCUCGUCAACGGCGCCGCCCCCCCUGCCCCCGCCCCCGACCGCACCUACCACCACGAUAACACCAACAGUUACGCCUUCGACUUCGGCACUAAAAGGACCAAGACCAAGAAGCCCCCCACCAAGCGGGUCAGGUCUAAUUGGGCUUCUGCUCCCAAAUUCGAAGCUGCCGCACCCAACGGAGGUUUAACGCUUCCCCAAAACGAAGACUGCGCGUUCAGAGAUGAGAAUCAAGAAAACGAUGAUUUUCCUGACUUCCAGCCUGAGGAGGGCUCCGACUCUCCCAUUAAAGACCACAGUCCUGUUCAUUCCCAGGAUAUCAAUCACAACACGGGGCUUCACUUUUGGGAUCGCAGGGCCGGGGUCAGAGCUCGACGGCUUUCGCGUUCAGACAGUCUUGACCCGGACCUCGACCGCCGCGACAACGACCUCAAUUUUGACCACCCUUUUAACGGAAUUCACAAUGACUUCAACUCUGGGGAUCACAAUAGCAGCUGUGGGGUGAGGGACUGGCUGAUUGGGUUGGGGCUGGGCAGAUACGCGCCGGUUUUCGAGAUUCAUGAGGUGGAUGAUGAGGUUUUGCCUAUGUUGACGCUGGAGGAUCUUAAGGACAUGGGCAUCAAUGCUGUGGGUUCCAGGAGGAAAAUGUUCUCUUCCAUUGUUAAGCUUAGAAAACGAUUUUCUUGA